This is a messenger RNA of Pelecanus crispus (Dalmatian pelican), 778 nucleotides long. NCBI's taxonomy places the organism in Eukaryota, Metazoa, Chordata, Aves, Pelecaniformes, Pelecanidae. The record is from RefSeq and is a predicted model, not a curated record.
GAAGCUGAUAGAUUUACUAGGGCCAGAGGAUCCUAAACUAGCCCAAGCACUAGAUCCGUUCCUCUGGAGGGCUCAGUAUGGCAUCAGCACAGUCCAAAAUGGAUUUUAUGGCUCCAAAUCCUAUCAAAUAGCUGUCCGGGAUAUGAAGCUGUUUUUCCCAGAAGGGCUGUGCUGCGCCGAGUGUCAGACAUUAGAGGAGGAAGAGAUCUAUAACCUGAAACGUGACCCCAUAGUCAGUUUGGAAAUCAACAAGCAACGCAAGAUCAUAAAACGUGAAACAGGGGGGCAACUCAAUUUAUUGGGCUCCGAGCAACCAUGCAAUCUUGAUCGGCCAUUGCUUGAUAACCUCUGCCAAACCACUUGCCUCGUAUUGCCUGGGAUAAUCCUUCGGGGUUCAGAACACCCACCUUAUGUUGAACUGCUUGACCAGCUUAUUGGAAAAGAUUUCACAGUGACUGGAGUACGCCUCACUGUCCUGGAUGCACCACAAGCUCACUGCAUCUCUGAGACACUAAGCAGGGCAAAGUGCAGUGUUGCAGCAAAGUGUUCCCUCUUAAUGGAUGGUUUGUGUCUGGUGCUAGCAGCACAGCGAGACAAUGCAGUCAUUUGCUUCGACUCCCUGCUGGACAGCGUCUGCUGGCAGAAGCAGUCAGUCCUGGACACUGUGCAGCAUCUCCUUUAUCCCCAAAAUGAGAAGCAGGCCGAAGAGCUGCUCUGUUGCCUUUUUGACUCCCUGACAUCUGAGAGCAUCCACCAAAUUGAAUCCCAGGAUUGCUAA